This is a messenger RNA of Penicillium soppii, 1626 nucleotides long. RefSeq lists its product as uncharacterized. The record is from RefSeq and is a predicted model, not a curated record. The transcript has a single exon. NCBI's taxonomy places the organism in Eukaryota, Fungi, Ascomycota, Eurotiomycetes, Eurotiales, Aspergillaceae. Bases 1 to 1626 code for a protein of 541 amino acids.
AUGUGCCGAAUCGGCAGAUCACCAAGGUCUAACGAAACGCUCGUCCCUGCGUGGGUGCGGCAUGCAUCCAGGUCAGCUGGAAGGGACGUGCAGAUUGGAGGGAUCCGUCUGCACGUUCCUUCCAGUUUGACCAUCCGCGAGACGGAGGCGGCUCUUGCCCGAGAGGAGGCAAGAGCUGAAGCCUACCUUCAGUUGUCGGCCCCGCCCUUUCUUUCCUCUCUCUCUCCUACACCAACCAUGGAGAGCCGCUCGAAGCCUUUCAGAGGUAGCAACAAGCCUCUUCCGAUGUCACCACCCAGUGAGUAUGACUCUGUCAACUCCACUGGUCCGAUGAGCGGUGCCAUGCAUCACCAAUUCCUCCCUCCCCGCGAGCCGUCUGGUUUUAGCCCCACUACAUAUCAUACAAGUGACUAUGAGGCCAUUCGUAACCUCCAACAAAAAUACGAGGCCCACGCCAAGCUUCUCGAAAAGCAAGGGCACGACAUGGUCCGAAUGGAAAGGAAGCUCAGCGACCUCUCAGUCUGGACUCAAGAGCAGUUCAGAGAUUUGAUUGAGUGCUUCAGUAACAUGUCACACGCCAACUCAGACAUGUUUGCAAAGCAGAGACAACUCUCCUACGACAUUGCCAAGUCGCGCCUUGAACUGAAAAACGAGAUCAAGAGCGAGAUCCACGCGAUGCAAACUGAGAUCAACAAUCUGACUGCAUCUUUCAGCGACUUGCAUGCAAAGAUCAACAUCUGCCUGCAGAGACUUUGGGACAACACGGAAGAAACCUUCACCGAAUACCAACGUCGCAAGAAUGAGCGUCUGGAGGAAGACCUCGAAAAGAUGAAAGAUCAACUCGAUUACCUCAAACAGCUCGUCAUUCGCGUCAGAGUCGGAUUGACCCUCGCUCAACCCAAUCAUGCUCUCAGCUACACCCCUGUUGCUUCGGAACCUCCGACUACUCACGGCCCUGCACCUGUCCAUGCUCCUAGUCCGUCCAUGGGAAGGGAAACCAUCCACCCCGCCAAACGCACUCUGUCUAAGCAGAUCUCGACCCCACAAUUUUCCACCAAACGUAAUGCAAGCAACCUGACUUCUGGUAUACUUCGAAGUGCCUCUGGACACGCAAUUUCAUUCAGAACGACCAAGGAGGCUCUUGACACGCAAGAUUCACCUGCUGAUAAUAACCGUCGAUGGGGCCUGUUUGGCCGCCGUCGUCGCGAUGCAAGCGACACGUCCAGCGGCAAGUUCCCCUGGUCUGGACGCCGCCAGAAAGAAGAUGACAUCCUGAAUAAUAUACCACCCGUCCCUUCUAUCCCCAUGGGCAUCUCACGCAUCCACAAUGACUCCAAGAGUGGCGACAACUGCGACCCGCUCAUCAAUCGUCGGAUCGCAUACCCCAUGGAUAAUGUGCACCCAGCUUUACGUGCUCAAGCCAAUGAGCGGCACCGCUACCACUCUCCUACUACUGACCCCUCAGCGAAGACGUCACCUGUCGAGGUUCAGUAUCCUGAAGGUGGUUCACUUCCUUCGAUAUCUCUCUCCUCCCCUGCUGAUGCCCGUGCUUCUGAUAGCCCUGUUGAGGCUUGCGAUCCCGGUCCUCCAAGCCUUCGAAGCAAGGAAGAUCUCUCGAAGAAGUAA